UAAAAACAAUGUCCCUGUCCCGUGUCGAAAAUCCGUGUUUUCUGCUCUUCCUGCUGCUCUUCCAAGCGAUAUUUAUCCUGAUACUGUACCAAGGUGGACCUUCAAAUGUGAUCCGUGGGUUUUUAGAAUCCCCUCAAAUUCAGGAUUACUCAAAAACUCAUGAUGUCUAUACAAACCUCAGCCUUUUUACCCAAGCUCCUAACGAAGAAACUAUGCCGUACUGCUCAGUACAGUCACCAAUACUUGUUGGUCCAUUAACCAUCACGUUCAGGGUGCUCCCAAGUGAGAGAAUGAUCGUUCAAAAAAAUCCGCUUGUCCACUCUGGUGGCUGUUAUAGACCCCCUCACUGCUUGGCCCGCUACAAAUCAGCCAUCCUUGUAGCAUACAGGAGCCAGGAGAGAUACCUCCGCCACUUCCUUUACUAUCUUCAUCCUUUCCUGCAGCGCCAGCAGCUGAGUUACAGCAUCUACUUGAUUCAGCAGGUUGGGAAUGGUACAUUUAACCGAGCAAAGCUGCUUAAUGUUGGGGUCCGGGAAGCCAUGAAGGAUGAAGAUUGGGACUGCCUUCUCCUACAUGAUGUGGACCUAAUACCUGAAAAUGAUUAUAAUCUAUAUGUUUGUGAUGAAUACUAUCCCAAGCAUAUGGCUAGUGCCAUGGACAAGUUUCAGUACAAUCUGCCAUAUAAGUCCUUUUUUGGGGGUGUAUCUGCUUUGACUCCAGAGCAUUAUAUGAAGAUGAAUGGCUUUCCAAAUACAUACUGGGGCGAUGAUGCUGAAAAUGACGACAUUGCUACAAGAAAGCUAACUAAAAGAGUAUACAUUUUUUUUAGCAAGUCAGCAUUUACUGAGGAAUGGAAUGCCAGGAAAACAGAUCUUUAAAUCAAACACUACAGUGCUGAGUCUAUUCAGCUCUUCUCUCAGUACAGCUUAGGCGUUUAGUGUGGCUUUCAAGUACCAGUGGUGAAGAGACAUACAAAUUAUAUGUAAGAGUGCACUUCCUUACAGAUAUCACUUAAGGUAAAUGGGUUAUAUAGAGCACAAACUAGUCCUUUCCUGAAGGUAGGCGAGUCUUGUGUUGUUCUGUGAAAACUUAUGCCAAGGAUUAGCAGUUCUAUGGCUCAUAGGUACCUACAGGUCAGGGGCAGUGACUGUUAAUGAUUUAUUCAACUUUCCAAAGUCAGGAACUGAGCUGGCUGUUUUUGAAUGGCCACCAUGAAACAGCUCCUGGGAUCUGAAUAUUAG
Messenger RNA from Tinamus guttatus (white-throated tinamou), 1241 nucleotides. The record is from RefSeq and is a predicted model, not a curated record. NCBI's taxonomy places the organism in Eukaryota, Metazoa, Chordata, Aves, Tinamiformes, Tinamidae.